Hirundo rustica (Barn swallow) is the source of this 4174-nucleotide messenger RNA. RefSeq names its product synaptojanin 2 binding protein (gene SYNJ2BP). NCBI's taxonomy places the organism in Eukaryota, Metazoa, Chordata, Aves, Passeriformes, Hirundinidae. Bases 1924 to 2301 code for a protein of 125 amino acids. The record is from RefSeq and is a predicted model, not a curated record. Gene Ontology annotation, molecular function: protein binding. The transcript is spliced from 4 exons.
GGGCAGAGGGGCGGCGGAGGGAGGGUCCCGGCGGCGAGGAUAGAAGGGAGCGCCCAGAGGUGCCGGAGGCGCCGGGGUUCCCCCUGGAAAUAGCCGUGGCGGAUACGCUGCUGCGGGAAAAACUCGUGCCCUGCGUGAGGGAGAGAGAUGGCUGGGUCAGGGUCCGUCCUCUGCGGGAGCUCCGGUAGAGGCUGGUGUCCCUGCGGACGACUCGCCUCUGGUUUCGCCUCUGGUUUUGCCUCUGUUUUUUCCAGGAAGUUGCCAUCUCCGGUGGAGCCGUCGCUUCCAAGUGAGGCGGCGGCCGCUGAGCGCCCAGCCGCGUUGGAUACCCGGAGUCAGGGGCCAUUUGAAAAUCAUGUGCCCAAGCGGCCGUCCCCUGUGCUGUCAGCCUGGCGUUCAUGGUGCGGCGUUCCUUGAGAGGCUUUGGGGUGGUGAGAGAGAGGAGCAGAGGCUGGAAGGAAGAGUAGGGCAGUUCGUGGGGCAUUUUUUGGCUUUGCUUUUCAUGUAUCCACAGCUUGUGCGCUCGUGGAAACCUUACAUUUUUACAGGAUUUAUGGUGCCGUUCAAAUCACACUUUCAGAAGUGAGGCGAGUUGGCAUGAAAUACACAGCUCUGGACCAAAAGCCUGGCUAUAGAUAAUGGCAGGCUUCAGAAGGGCUUUUGGAGCUAGAGUUGUACUUUGGUGUGUGAGGCUUUGUCUUUAAUUAAAACGAGCAGGAAUAAGAACGUGGCAGCCCUUCUGUGGUGCACAACUGCUGGGUGCAGCUGCUGACCAGCCUUGGUUCCAGGGGCUCCCCAGAGCCCCAGCAGCCAGACUGCUGUGUGUGUUUCUCUGGGGUGGAGGUAGGUCCCGUGCAGGGCUGCUGUUGGUCCUGGCCCUCAUGGACCCGGUGGAUGUGAGCCCAGGGAGCAGCCCUUGGCCUUCCCUGCUCGCCAGGUUGGCCUCUGCUCUGAAAGCUGUGUAGCCCUACCUGCAUAGCCAUGAAGCUGUGUUUGUCAGGGAAAACUGUGCCAAAUGAAGCUGGUUCUGAUGGGAAGGCUGUUUACAUACGUCUGAGGAGCUAAAAUUUUCAGGAAGAUGUAAGGGAAUGUUAAAGGGCAGAGUUGACAAUGGUCUUGAAUGUGACUGCUGUGAUUUCGGACAAAUGAACAGCAUUUGUCCAGAUAUUUUGAUGGGCUGUGCAUCUUUAGAUUUAGGUUUCUGACUAUGUUACUUGAUGUGAAGCCCCUUAUGGUCUCGAUGCACUUGCCAUGUGAAUUAUUAUUCAUUUCUAAUGAAGGAACAAAACGCUGUUAUCUGUGAAGUACAAUUAGAUACUGUAAUCUCUUGGAUUGGAGUUUUGACUACAACUUUUAAAAUAGGUCUGAUGCUAAACAUCUCUGGCAAAAGUUUGCAUUGUUUGUGAAUGUAUUUCCAGUGGCAGGACGGUGUAUAUUUGUCUCUUUUUCAAAUUUUCUGUGUUCAGUCUCUCAUUUUCUAAUCCUGCCAGUCCUGAUUUCCUUUAAGGUGUUUCUGAGGGACUUUUUCAGUUCAGAGACGGUAAGUGAGGCAUAGGGAAGUGUGCAGGGAGGGAGGGUCAGAAGUUUAGCCCAGAGCCUGCUUCUAAAGCUCUGCUGUUCUGCUUUUCGUCCCUCGUAGACAAGAGAUUUAGUGCUAUGUGCUCUCUCCCCUUGCUCCUUUUCUUCCAGCUGUGCUGUGUCUCUUUCUGUGGUUGCAUGAACUGGAAGGGAGAGAAUAGCAAAGAGCUUGAGGAUUGAUAGGGAAGAUAUUUUUAGGCUGAGUGGAAGUCUGAGUGCUGGAAAGGAAAGACAGUGAAAAAGCCCUGGGAAUACUUAACUUGGUCUAGCACGAACUGCUGCCUCUUGGUCACGAAGAUCUGCCUCUGCUGAUGAAAGCUGUGACUCUUGAUUAUUUUUCCAGUCAUGGGGUUGGGCUUCAACAUUGUUGGUGGGACAGAUCAGCAGUACAUUGCCAAUGACAACAGCAUCUAUGUCAGCUGGAUCAAAAAGGAUGGGGCAGCUUACCAGGAUGGCCGAUUACAAGAAGGAGAUAAAAUUUUAGCGAUCAAUGGCAAGGAGUUGAAGGAUUUGCGGCACAAGGAUGCUGUGGAACUGUUCAGGAAUGCCGGCUAUUACGUGUCUCUGAAAAUUCAGCGCAGGUUGCAGCCACAGAAUGGCCCUGUGGGUCAUGGAGGAGAUGGAGAAUCGGGUGGGCUUCCUCUGGCAGCCAUCCUUGUGCCAGGCCUGGCACUUGCUGCGACAGCAGUCUGGAUCUUGCUGAGGUAUCGACAGCGGAUGUGAAGAGUUCACGUCUGGGAUAUCACUGCGUAUUUUACACAGCUAUGAUGUAAUUUAAAGAUAGAGAAUCAACGAUCUUGUCACAGACUGAUGCCAAAAAGGAUCAUUGCCUAUCAUCAAAGUUGCUGCUGAUGUUCGUAUAUAUUGAUUUUCUUGCAGGGUGGGUAGAAGCAGAGAGAAAAAAGGGAAGAGAGAGGACUGUGUUUAUGUAAAGAGUGGGAUAGCUGUAUUUCUUGACAAAUCUGAGGAGGUUUUGCCAUCCUCCUCUGUUUUGCACCAUGAACUUUCAAACACACUCAUCUAUUCCACAUUUUAAGGUCUAACUUCGGUUAACGGGAGUGGGAGUUGGGGUGGUUGUAAAUCAAAAACAUUUUCUAGAGGCUUUGCCUUGUUUCCACAGAAUUUUUUCUUGAAUCUAGUGAAUUCUGUCUGAACCAUGAAUAAAGAGAAGCAAUGCAAAGGGUAUAUUAUUUUUCCCAUUGAAGUUUUGUUGGUUGUUGCUAAAUAAAUGCCUUAAAUAUGCAAAAUCUGAUCUGUGGUUUCACAGGUAAAAUCUUCAGUAUAGCUGCUGAUUGAACAGCAAUAUGCAGUAUUGAUGAGGUAUUUUGCCAGUUGUGGAAAGAUAGAAGAUAGCUUGCUGCUAGAAGAAGAUUUUGAUUGUCAAAAUGAUUGCUCAUUUUUGGGUCAGGGUUGUAAGAGAGAGCUUUCCACAAAAUGCUAGCAUACUGGGGAGAGACAAGCAGACAAUUGAAUCACGAGGAUAAGUGGUGGCAAGAGAUUCAGGCACGUUGAAGCUGCAGAAGAGUCUUUAAAUUGGUAGUGAAGCAAUAGUUCCGCCAUUCAUCAGGUGGGUUGAAGCCUGUAUCUCUCAGGUUAGAGGUUGGUUUGGGGGUUUUUUUGCACAGGGAGUACUUCAGAUCGAGUUUUUUGUAGCAGCUAACUUGUGCUCUGCAGUCAGGAGAAUCUUACGAUGAUUGAAAGGGAGAAACUGAGAGCAGGCUGGGAUUGUCCUGGCUUUUGCUUUUUUGUGAAGAGUUAUGUGGUGUUCAGGAGAUAGGCUGUCAGCUUUAAGCCAGGGUAAAGCUUAGCAGGUAAAACCAGAGGGAGGAGACCCUCCUCUGGAAAGUAUAUGGCUGAAUUUACCUGCAGGGUCUCAUCUCCUCACUGUAAUUUGAAUAGUUUUAAAUGCUCCAGCUGAUAGGAGCUCUGUGCGGUAAGACCUGUUUCUCUUGUCUCCAAGAAAUCCAUGUGUUUUGUUGUUUUUGUAAAAGAGAAGCAAAAUGCACGGUCUGGUCUGUAUGAUGCCAAAAAGAGAUCACAUAAGCAAUAUAUGUUUUCAAAGAAAAACUGGUGUCUUGGUGCUUUACUUAUCUCUAGUCUCUAUUCUCGUAGGACAUUGCUGAUGUAUUUGGAAUUGUUAUGUUUGCUCAGGGCUGUGUUCCUGCUGUCUGCUGGAGAUAGAAGUGGUUAUGCUGUUGAACGUGGCAUUCCUAAAUCACCUUGGAGUUUCAGAGCAUUCGAAUCAUGUGAAAUCUUGCUUUGGCCUAGAGACUGCUCUAGUGUGAGGGGAAGAGGAAACAGGAGGGAUUUUGCUCUGGGUUCUUAGGGGACUUUGGGAACAAUAUUUAUGUUGACUGGCCUGGCCUAAGGCAUGCAGUGACCUGCCUUGGCCUGCAAACCAGUUGUGCCUGAUAGCAGAAUGGCUGCUGUGUAGACAGAUCUUUGCAGAUACAGCACGAACCAGCUUGUUUGUCACCUGCUCCGAAUAUUUGGCUGUAGUGUCCAUGUGCAGCACAUGUGUGUAUUAAGAUGGAUGAUUAAAAAUCGACGCUGUUGUAUCACAGCCUUCAGAAUAAAGAUGCAGACAUUAAGAAAA